UGGAGUGAGGAAUAUCGAAGUCCUAUGUUAAGCGUUUCUGCAGACGGAAGGGAUAUCACCUAUCAAGGUUCUCCAAGCAACUCUGAUAAAGAUGCCGCAGCUGCGCAUACGAUCUUCCCUGUUCCUCCUGCCUGCGGCAUAUACUACUACGAGGUCGAGGUGACCAGCAAG
Suillus discolor is the source of this 171-nucleotide messenger RNA. RefSeq lists its product as uncharacterized. The record is from RefSeq and is a predicted model, not a curated record. The annotation marks the transcript as partial. The transcript is spliced from 2 exons. NCBI's taxonomy places the organism in Eukaryota, Fungi, Basidiomycota, Agaricomycetes, Boletales, Suillaceae.